Messenger RNA from Physella acuta, 1023 nucleotides. RefSeq lists its product as uncharacterized. Lineage: Eukaryota; Metazoa; Mollusca; Gastropoda; Physidae. The record is from RefSeq and is a predicted model, not a curated record.
ACACUACUGGUGUGUGCACUGUUUGGGAUUCAAUUUCAACUCGCACGACUUAAUUAGAGCCUGAAGGAUCUUCCAUUGUGGUGUGUGCUGACUGAUGUUAAAGUCAAGUGGGGAGUUCAAAGAGUGACUGAUAGCUGCUGAAUGUGAUGUGAAGGUCAAGGUUAUUUCAAUCAAACAGCUGCCACAGAUGACCAUAAGACUACAGUAAAGGCCAGUAGAGAUCUGUCACAUCAAGUUACAGGAAUUAAUUUGGAUAGUCUAGAUGACCACAACAGUAUGGCCAGUGGAGAGGACAUCUCAACAUAUUUUACAGGUACACAUGAAGUACAAGAAUGUCUUGAAGGUCAAGGUGAAGUAGAUCUACACACACACCUGGCAAACUGCGAGAAAAAUCCUGGCCAUACAAACUUUGUACCAGUAAAUCAGUUAAGUCUUGAACAUUUUCCUUCUGGUUACCAUGACAACGAUAUGUUUGACGUCACAAAAGCCCUGGCUGACGUCACUGUCAGGAUAGCCGUUAAGUUUACCAGUCCAGAUAGACCAGAGUUUGUACCAGGCACUAAAGAUCCAUAUCCUUGCUACAACACCAGGGGACAGAACUCACUGAGGACAGGGACUGGGACGGUGAGGUGGGUGUACAAGUACACAGAGGGGAUGGACCAAAGAUACGAGACCUACAGAACUUGUCCAUGUCCUGAAUGUGACCACUCGGACACACCCAGCAAAGUGUGGUGGAAGGUUCAGGUGGUGACAGCCAAACAUGUGGUUUUUGAUUCAAGUGAGGCGAGACAGUCCAGCUGUAGGUUGUGGUUUGAUGAUGAUCAAAGUCCAGUGGUCAAGAUUUAUGGGUGGACGGUGGAUUGGUUGUCACACACUGAGAGAGACUUGUGUUUGUUGUGGUGUGCGACACAUGACGUAGAUGUAGCUGAUAAACUGGAGGAGAUGGAUAGGCGGCAGCAGUGGGGCUAUGGUCUACAGACUGGAGUGUUGCGGGUCGUCUCAACAUCCCCACAGUGGAGCUAA